This is a messenger RNA of Cladocopium goreaui, 426 nucleotides long. Lineage: Eukaryota; Dinophyceae; Suessiales; Symbiodiniaceae. The record is from the annotation of a GenBank genome assembly.
AUGAAUUGUUGGUCACAACACCAAGGUUACGAACUCACAGCCGGAGGUAGCGGUUGCAAAACUGCCACCGUCACAGACGAUGGGUAUCGGAUCGAGUCGGACACACCGAAGUCGGCAGGAGGUUCCGGGACAGCACCGCAGCCAGUCCAGUUGUUGUUGGGUGCUCUAGUUGGAUGUGAGCAAGCAACAGCGACUUUUGUGGCUGCCAAAAUGCGGCUGCCACCAAUUCGACGCAUUGAGUUCCACGUGCUCGCGGAACGGGACGAAUGGGGGAGCCUGGCACCUCCGAUUCAUGUGGCGCCACCUGAGCUGAGCAGGUUGCAGAGGCGAGAGGAGAGUUUUUGGGGGUCAGGUCAGGUGGUGAGGAAAAGAUCGAAAAAGAUGCAAAAAACGACAGGGCAUCCGGGGGUAAACUCGGUGUUAUGA